Molecule: messenger RNA, 1051 nt
Organism: Engraulis encrasicolus (European anchovy)
Lineage: Eukaryota; Metazoa; Chordata; Actinopteri; Clupeiformes; Engraulidae
Product: perlucin-like protein
Exons: 6
Coding region: 87-815 (242 amino acids)
Biological process (GO): immune response; biological process involved in interspecies interaction between organisms
Cellular component (GO): external side of plasma membrane
Molecular function (GO): carbohydrate binding
Source: RefSeq, a predicted model, not a curated record
GGUUCUCAUCUCAGCAGGUCAGGUUAGCUUUAUUCUCAUGUUGGUGGUGCAUUGUAAUUUUCUCGUCUCGAAACCUGAAUGCCACAAUGUUGGGCACCAACCCUGAUCCAACCUAUCAAAAUGUCCCACGACCUGCAAAAUCUGCGAAAUGGAGAAUUCCUCAAGAACGAAUGAAGCCAGGCCCUGGAGUCCCCCACAGACACGACAACCAUCAUGUACCAAGUGGCGAGGUGGAGGCUCAGGGUCUGGGUCCUUGCUGCACCAGGACAGGUGUGCUGCUACUGCUGCUCUCCCUGUGUGUGGUGCUGCUGUGUGGAGUCACUGCCCUGGCUGUGCUUUAUGGCAUGAAAACCUCAGAGGAACGAAGCAAUGCUGUUCUAGGCCCCUCUGCUGAGCGAUGCUCUCUGGACUGGGAGAGUUAUGGAGGGAAAUGCUACCACUUCUCUCAUGACACAUUCGACUGGACUGCCGGCAGAGACAAGUGUGUAUCUAUGGGUGGACAGCUGGUCAUCAUAGAGAGUCGAGAGGAACAGAUGUACAUCACAGAGAAAUGUAAAGUAACCUUGGAUGACUUCUGGAUAGGAUUGACAGACUCUGAGAGAGAGGGCCAUUGGAAAUGGGUGGACAACUCUGACCUCAAAAACAUCACGUUCUGGCACCGUGGACAACCAAACAACUCUGGUGGCAUCAACAACAUAUACGUGGAUGGAGAGGAUUGUGCUAUAAUGAGAUAUGUGGAGAAAACAGAACUCCACUGGUUUGAUCAGUAUUGUGCUCAACUGAACAAGAUAAUAUGCGAAGCCAGGUCAAGGUAGAGUGUAGGUUAAUAUUUUUUUGUUAUGAUACUAAGAGUCACUGAAAGUGACAAAAAAUCCAAGACAAUUGUGUGUGACCCGCGUUGUCAGCAGUGGUUAGACCUGAAUGUACGGCUACAUAGGCCCUAAUAAAAUAAUGAACCACCUACUUAACAAUGACAUGCAUCCUGUACUGUAUAUGUCAAUGGUAUCAAAGUGAUGUCGCAUUACACUUUGGAAACUACAUACAUUUAAAA